This is a messenger RNA of Spodoptera litura, 675 nucleotides long. RefSeq names its product ATP synthase, delta subunit (gene ATPsyndelta). Gene Ontology annotation, biological process: proton motive force-driven ATP synthesis. The record is from RefSeq and is a predicted model, not a curated record. Gene Ontology annotation, molecular function: proton-transporting ATP synthase activity, rotational mechanism. NCBI's taxonomy places the organism in Eukaryota, Metazoa, Arthropoda, Insecta, Lepidoptera, Noctuidae.
AACACUCUAAUCACUAUCUGUCAAGUGUAGUCAAGGGGUGCCGAGAAAAACCGAGUUCACCUUAGAAAUUCAAUAAAUUCCGCUACAAAAUAUCAAAAAUGGCUCUGGCAUUCCGUGGUGCUUUAAGAUCUGUGGCGAGGAGGCUCCAAGUGCGUAGCUAUGCAGAUGCUCCUAAAGGUGACGAAAUGGCACUCACAUUUGCUGCUGGCAACAAGGUAUUCUACGACAAAAAAGUUGUCAAGCAAAUUGAUGUGCCAUCUAUGAGCGGAGCAUUCGGUAUCCUGCCCAAACAUGUCCCCACACUCGCUGUCCUGCGCCCUGGUAUUGUUACUGUGACGGAAAAUGAUGGAAAAGUUAGCAAAAUCUUUGUAUCUUCUGGCACUGUCACAGUUAACGACGAUUCCUCCGUUCAGGUCCUUGCUGAGGAAGCCCACCCUCUGGAAAACCUUGACCGAGGUGCAGCCCAGGAGGCCCUUAGCAAAGCUCAGUCUGAAUUAAGUUCCGCUGCUAACGAGAAGGCCAAGGCUCAGGCAGCUAUCGCAGUAGAAGUCGCCGAGGAGAUUGUCAAGGCUGCGUCUGGUUAAUGUGUUCAAUCGACACUGCCACUGAACAGUUAGUGUUAAAAGAACUAUUUAAUUUACGUCUCUGUAUGAAUAAACGCCGUUUCCAGUAGAA